CCAGUUAAAAACAAGAAAAAGGGAAAGAAGGCAGGACCUCCUGGGCCCAAUGGCCCUCCGGGACCUCCAGGACCCCCAGGACCCCAGGGACCCCCAGGGAUUCCAGGAAUUCCUGGAAUUCCAGGAACAACUGUGAUGGGACCACCUGGCCCUCCAGGUCCCCCUGGUCCUCAGGGACCCCCUGGCCUACAGGGACCUUCUGGAGCUGCUGAUAAAGCUGGACCUCGAGAAAACCAGCCAGCUGUGGUGCAUCUACAGGGCCAAGGGUCAGCAAUUCAAGUCAAGAAUGAUCUUUCAGGUGGAGUGCUCAAUGACUGGUCUCGCAUCACCAUGAACCCCAAGGUGUUUAAGCUACAUCCCCGCAGCGGGGAGCUGGAGGUACUGGUGGACGGCACCUACUUCAUCUAUAGUCAGGUAGAAGUCUACUACAUCAACUUCACCGACUUCGCCAGCUAUGAGGUGGUGGUGGAUGAGAAGCCCUUCCUGCAGUGUACCCGCAGCAUUGAGACAGGCAAGACCAACUACAACACUUGUUACACCGCGGGGGUCUGCCUCCUCAAAGCCAGGCAGAAGAUUGCCGUGAAGAUGGUACAUGCCGACAUCUCCAUCAAUAUGAGCAAGCACACCACCUUCUUUGGGGCCAUCAGGCUGGGCGAGGCCCCUGCAUCCUAGAUUCCCCCCACUUUCUGCCCAUGCUCCCGCCCCUGCCCCAGAGCUGGGAGCUGGGACUCCCAGAACCUCUCAGUGCUGCUGUGGAAUGAGGUGUGAUGGGUGUCCAGCCACAGAGAUCGAUAAUCCAGGGCUAUUUAUUCCCCGGUGACUCCAGGAUGAUGAGGAGGCCCGCUUGACUUUCCAGAAUGACCUUGAGUUCACAGGAGGGUUGAUGGAGCCCCAGGGUUUGUAGGAAGCAGGACCUUCUUCCUUGGCUCCGUGUCAGCUGGCUUAUGGCUCGACUCUUCAACCUCAAGGUCACUUUUGUCAGAGUGAUUGUUUCUUGCACUAAGGUGGGGAGUCCAGGGCAGCAGGCAAGAGAAAGCAAAAGUGGACUCCAGACUGUGGGGGCAAGCCUCUGACCCUAAAGGGGCUGCUGUUCCUCUCUUGGGUAGGGCUGGGGGCAAGGGUGGGGCGGGAGGGGAGCAGUAAAGCCUAAGCAGAUGGAUGGGGAGGGGAAAGGCAGGCACUGGUGGCAGAGACCCAGGGAGAAACCUGCCAAGCCUCAGGGUCCAGGGGAACAGGGCAGGGGGGCUCUUCGCACUCUUCCCACUCAGGCUGUGAGCCAGCUCACAGCAACUUGCUGGGCUUUGGGGGACAGGAGGUUGGCAGGGAAUGACCACACACUGCUGGGCGCCUGCACAAGAACCUGAAGGCAGACUUGGGGCCACGUGUCUUCCACUUUGUUUACAACCAUGUUCCACACUCAGAAAAAUCUCUGGGUUCCCUUCCAAUUGCCCCCUUUCCCACCCGGACCAGAACUCCUGUCUUCUUUCUCCACAGAGCCUACCUCUGUCUAAGACAGGUGCCCCCCCUGGGACCUGUGCUUAUGUGAGUCUGGGACACUCUUCCCAUGACCUGGGCGCAAAGAGUCCUUGCCGUUUAUUAAGCGACACAAAUAUUCAUCUAGUCGAGUUGUGUCUGGGGGCAAAGGGUUGGACUGGGUGACCUCUGGGAAUCCCUUCAAAUUCAAAUACUUAGGCAGCUUCCACGAUAGCCUACAAAAAUUCCCAAACCCCAGCCUGCCCCCCUAGGCAUCAGCAAGGCAGAAAUUUUCUGCCUGACCCCAAAAGGGCAACAAGUGGGUUUUUUUCUUCUCAAGGUUGCUGUGACCUAAGUGGCCAUGAGCCUAGGUGCUAUCCAAAAGGACAGCCACCAAUGCCCUGCAGACCCACCUUUCCUCACUCUGGCUUCAGAAAGCCAUAGCAGAAUCACCAGAGAUUCCAGGGCCGUUCACCUGAAUCCAGGCUCAAGAGAAGCCAGCAUCUAGGCAUCAGGCAAGGCUCUGCCCUGUAGCCAGGUCCAAAGAUCCCUUACCCACCCACCCACCCCUC
Messenger RNA from Lontra canadensis (Northern American river otter), 2045 nucleotides. It is a transcript of the gene EDA, whose product is annotated as ectodysplasin A. The record is from RefSeq and is a predicted model, not a curated record. Gene Ontology annotation, molecular function: tumor necrosis factor receptor binding; death receptor agonist activity; death receptor binding. Gene Ontology annotation, biological process: animal organ development; immune response. NCBI's taxonomy places the organism in Eukaryota, Metazoa, Chordata, Mammalia, Carnivora, Mustelidae. The annotation marks the transcript as partial. Gene Ontology annotation, cellular component: membrane. The transcript has 6 exons.